Pelagomonas calceolata is the source of this 4513-nucleotide messenger RNA. The record is from the annotation of a GenBank genome assembly. NCBI's taxonomy places the organism in Eukaryota, Pelagophyceae, Pelagomonadales, Pelagomonadaceae.
AAGGCCCUGCUAGAGGAACUCACCGCCAUGGCCGCCGAGGUCACCGGCACAACUAUUUCCGCCGAUGCGCCCCUUAUGUCUGCUGGGCUCGACUCCAUCGGCGCCACAGAGCUCUCAAACAAAAUAAGUGCUCAUCUUAACACGGAGCUUUCCCCGACCCUGCUCUUCGAUCACCCGUCGCUGCGGUCCAUCGCCGACGCUCUGUCGGUUGACCACGAGACAGAGGGAGUAUUGGAGCUCGAGUUUGAGACUACGGCGCAAGAGCCAAGAGAUUCGGUGCAACGACCACAACAGAGCGCCAAGGCGCAAAGCACGCCGGCCAUCGUCGAGGCCAUCUCGAGCACGCUCUCGGAUAUUCUUGGGACGACUGUCGCCACAGACGCGCCGCUCAUGUCCGUGGGACUGGAUUCGAUCUCGGCGACGGAGUUCACGAACGCGCUCGCCGAGAAAUUCGACACGGAACUGCCGCAAACGCUCAUGUUCGACCAACCGACGAUCGAUGCGAUGGCUGGGUUCAUCGCGGAGACCACUGAAGCGCCGGUAGCUGCAGCGACCGUCGAGCGAGAGCAAAUGCCAACGACAACAAUGGCGACGGCCGUGGCAACGUCUGGACGGGAUGCCCCGGACCGAGUCUUCCUCGCGUCACGACAGAUCAGCUUCACGUUGCCGGGCGGCUGCAAUGAUCCUACUGCAUUGAAGGAGCUCGGCUUGCGAGCGUGGACGGCCAACUCUCACUGGCCCGUCUCUCGCCUGGCGGCGAAUGAGCUGCAAGGAACUUCUGCGGCGUACGGCGCUUUCUUAGCACCUGAUGCAUUCAAAGCGGAUCCUGUGUUCUUCGGAAUUUCCAGGACGGAGGCGCGGGCCAUGGACCCGAUGGCGAUGCUGGUCCUCGAGACGACCUACGGCGCGCUCAGCGACUCGAGCUCAACCCCGCGCCAAGCUGGCCAACGCGCCCAUCGGCUUCUUCCUUGGAGCUGGCGGGUCGACGUUUAGUAAGGGUUUAGAAACCGCAUCGGGAAACGCCACGAAGGCCCCUUCGGUGUACUCGGCGACCUCCGGCGCGCUGUCCGUGCUGUCGGGCCGCCUUUCGUACACGCUGGGCCUGACGGGCCCGUGCCAGACGACCGACACGGCCUGCUCGUCGUCGCUGGUUGCCGCGCACCAGGCGGUCUCGGCCCUGAAGCUCGGCGAGAGCCCGGCGGCGGCGGUCGCGGGCGUCGGCGUGCUGACGGUGUCGGUGUCGGUGGCGUUCUCGGCGGCGGGCAUGCUCUCGGCGCUCGGUCGGUGCCACACGUUCGACCGGCGCGCCGACGGGUACUGUAGGGGCGAAGGCUGCGGGGCGUUCUACUUCUCGACCGAAGCCGACGACGUCGCGGUGUCCGGGACGGCGGUGCAGCAGGACGGGCCGAGCGCGAGCCUCACGGCGCCGAACGGCACGUCGCAGCAGCGGCUCAUCGAAGCGGUCAAGGCUGGAAGUGGACCAUCGCUGGAGGCUCACGGCACGGGCACGGCGCUCGGGGACCCAAUCGAGGUAUGUGCUUACUUCUUAUUUCUCUGAUAAUUUUUGCGUCAUUGUAGGUGGGCGCUGCGACGCGGGCGUUGUGCAAGUCGACAGAACAUGGUGCCGCAGUGAUCCAGUGCACGUCGCUGAAGUCGAACGUGGGCCACCUGGAGCCGGCGGCAGCGGCAGCGGGCCUGGCGUCGCUUGUUGUGGGGCCGCUGAUGGAUUCGGUUGUUGCUGUUAACGCGCAAUUGCGCGGGUACGUCUCCUGUGUUUUUUACAUAGUUGUCGCUCACAUUCUUAUGUAGGCUGAACGCGCACCUGUCGUCUAUCGUGUCGUCGAAGCCGUUCCAGAUGCCUGUUGACGUAGCUCCACGUACCACAGCUCUCAGCGGUUCGCGACUGAGCUCGUUUGGAUUUAGUGGAACCAUCGCCCACGGCGCGUUCGAAGCUCGGAAGACAAUAGUAUCAAUGAGCAAUGAUUCGAAGUCGCUCUACCGUGGUCGCCGAUUUAUCACCUCUAGCGAGACGACACGGCUGGACUGGCUGCUCGAAGCGCCUGGGCCGCAGGAGCCUCGACCGGACGAGGCCGUCGUGUUCUCGGGGGCGCUGUCGCCCUCGGCGGAAGCCCUCUUCUCGCAUCACGUUGUCGGUGACACGAUUAUAUUGCCGGGCGUCGGGUACGUCGAGAUGGCGUUCGCCGCCAGCUCCAGUCGAGCGCUCACAGCCGUCGCGUUCCUGAGGCCGUGCGUGCUGCCCGAGCCUGGUCGAGGCGAGAAGUGCGUGCUGCGAUGUACGCGGCGUAGUGGCGCAUUGGAGAUUGCGAGCGCGAGAGGCACUGAUUCAUCUAGCUUUGCCACGUGUUUCGCCGGGACACUCGCGCAUAAUAUUAUUGAGAGUGGCGGUCACGCAGAGACAGUAAUAGGUCGGAGCUUCAAAGCCCGUAAGGAAUGGUCCAUCAAAGCACAGUCUUCACGACGCAAUUCGGCGGUGCUGCAAGCUACUUUUGGCCCCAGGCCUCGAUUGCUCGAAUUGUCAUCGCGCAUCGGCGGCACCGCGUGGACGUUCGGCGCCAGGAAAUUCCUAUGCAGUGCCAGCAGGCAAUUAAGCCGCAGCACAAGUCUGGCAAAUGCUGUAUCUGACUACCGCAACGUCUUGUGUCAAGCGCGACAGCAAUUGUGCAAAUCUCUGCGCGGUACAAUACUACCGAGGUCGCGCCUGCUUGCGUCUCGCGCACAGAACAACAAGUGGAUUUAUUCUUGCAAUACCAGCGGUCUUAGACUUGCACAAGUAGAGGCCUCCAGCUUCCGAGAAAUGCUCCUGGUUACGGUCGGACCGUCCAAGCCCCUGUCUGCUGGAAGAGUCCCGCAGCCUACACCGAGCAAACUGCAGAGCAACCUAAGGCUCAAGGAGCCAGCCGCAGCCAAGGGCGGCGCUCGCUCGCAAAAGGCCCUGCUAGAGGAACUCACCGCCAUGGCCGCCGAGGUCACCGGCACAACUAUUUCCGCCGAUGCGCCCCUUAUGUCUGCUGGGCUCGACUCCAUCGGCGCCACAGAGCUCUCAAACAAAAUAAGUGCUCAUCUUAACACGGAGCUUUCCCCGACCCUGCUCUUCGAUCACCCGUCGCUGCGGUCCAUCGCCGACGCUCUGUCGGUUGACCACGAGACAGAGGGAGUAUUGGAGCUCGAGUUUGAGACUACGGCGCAAGAGCCAAGAGAUUCGGUGCAACGACCACAACAGAGCGCCAAGGCGCAAAGCACGCCGGCCAUCGUCGAGGCCAUCUCGAGCACGCUCUCGGAUAUUCUUGGGACGACUGUCGCCACAGACGCGCCGCUCAUGUCCGUGGGACUGGAUUCGAUCUCGGCGACGGAGUUCACGAACGCGCUCGCCGAGAAAUUCGACACGGAACUGCCGCAAACGCUCAUGUUCGACCAACCGACGAUCGAUGCGAUGGCUGGGUUCAUCGCGGAGACCACUGAAGCGCCGGUAGCUGCAGCGACCGUCGAGCGAGAGCAAAUGCCAACGACAACAAUGGCGACGGCCGUGGCAACGUCUGGACGGGAUGCCCCGGACCGAGUCUUCCUCGCGUCACGACAGAUCAGCUUCACGUUGCCGGGCGGCUGCAAUGAUCCUACUGCAUUGAAGGAGCUCGGCUUGCGAGCGUGGACGGCCAACUCUCACUGGCCCGUCUCUCGCCUGGCGGCGAAUGAGCUGCAAGGAACUUCUGCGGCGUACGGCGCUUUCUUAGCACCUGAUGCAUUCAAAGCGGAUCCUGUGUUCUUCGGAAUUUCCAGGACGGAGGCGCGGGCCAUGGACCCGAUGGCGAUGCUGGUCCUCGAGACGACCUACGGCGCGCUCAGCGACUCGAGCUCCAAUUCUCGCGCCAAGCUGGCCAACGCGCCCAUCGGCUUCUUCCUUGGAGCUGGCGGGUCGACGUUUAGUAAGGGUUUAGAAACCGCAUCGGGAAACGCCACGAAGGCCCCUUCGGUGUACUCGGCGACCUCCGGCGCGCUGUCCGUGCUGUCGGGCCGCCUUUCGUACACUCUGGGCCUGACGGGCCCGUGCCAGACGACCGACACGGCCUGCUCGUCGUCGCUGGUUGCCGCGCACCAGGCGGUCUCGGCCCUGAAGCUCGGCGAGAGCCCGGCGGCGGCGGUCGCGGGCGUCGGCGUGCUGACGGUGUCGGUGUCGGUGGCGUUCUCGGCGGCGGGCAUGCUCUCGGCGCUCGGUCGGUGCCACACGUUCGACCGGCGCGCCGACGGGUACUGUAGGGGCGAAGGCUGCGGGGCGUUCUACUUCUCGACCGAAGCCGACGACGUCGCGGUGUCCGGGACGGCGGUGCAGCAGGACGGGCCGAGCGCGAGCCUCACGGCGCCGAACGGCACGUCGCAGCAGCGGCUGAUCGAAGCGGUAAAGGCUGGAAACGGACCAUCGCUGGAGGCGCACGGCACGGGCACUGCGCUCGGGGACCCGAUCGAGGUGCGUGCUUCCUUCUUUACUUUUCUCUCAUAA